Molecule: messenger RNA, 3353 nt
Organism: Lethenteron reissneri (Far Eastern brook lamprey)
Lineage: Eukaryota; Metazoa; Chordata; Hyperoartia; Petromyzontiformes; Petromyzontidae
Product: gastrula zinc finger protein XlCGF26.1-like
Biological process (GO): regulation of transcription by RNA polymerase II
Cellular component (GO): nucleus
Molecular function (GO): DNA-binding transcription activator activity, RNA polymerase II-specific; RNA polymerase II cis-regulatory region sequence-specific DNA binding
Source: RefSeq, a predicted model, not a curated record
AAUAACUCACGAUGCUAUUUUGAACAUUUCACUUCGUUCCGACACAUUUCCUUCCCCGAACGUGAGUGACUUUUGUGAUGGCAAAGUUUUGGCCCCUCCGAAACGUGUCGCCGGGUGAGCCACUGAUCUCAUCCGCCUGGAAGCCGCGCGAGGAUUUACGCGCGGCGUGCGCAAUCCGUCGGCUCUUGCGUGACCCUCCGCUCGGAGUUUUUUGUGUGUGUGCGCGUUGUUGUGUGCGCGUUGCUUGUGUGAAUAGGCCGCUCGGGGAAGUGCUGUAAGAACGGAGGAGAUGGACACACACAGAGGCAGCGCUAAUUGACGCGUGCACUGGUUGGCGUGGCUCGUGCUGCCGUUGUCGUCGUCUCGGAGCGCUCGGGCUGAUGCGGCUGCCCGCUUCGCUGCGCCUUCGGCCCGUGGCUGCAGUCUGUGGAUGCAAGUGCUGUGGUGUCAGAGGACAUCAUCACCAUCAUGCAAGACAUCGGAAGUGAUGUUGGUGAGAUUUGGCCGGAAGUGAAGUCUGAAAAUUAUGCUGGCCUGGAAAACGAAGACAUCGGAGCUGAUGACGCCAGCGUUAGACCCAUCGAGGUCCCGGGCUUGCACACGACACCCAACCAAGGCUGGGCAGAGGUAGAGGUGGAACUGGAAGACACUAGCGAUGAAUCCGUGGAGAGGCAGCACCCGUGCAAGGACUGCGGGAAGGGCUUCUCCAGAACCACGUUGUUGAAGAAACAUCAGAGAACACACGUUAGGAAAACUCCCGAUUUGCCGACAGAGAGCAGCAAGGGCUGCGCAGACGAUUCUCAAGUCUCGAACGACGAUGAGACACCCUCCGACGAGUGGCCCCUGAUGGGCGUGGAAUUGGGCAAGCGCUUCAAGCGACUUGACGCUCUGACAAAGCACUUGCAAACGCAGACCCAGCGGAAACUAUCACCGAGCCAGGAGCACCGUGCCACGCGGCGGCCGGCGAAGAACAGCCCCGAGCCAGACGGGACGGCAGAUGACGUGGCCAAGUCUCGCCCGUGCAAGGCUUGCGGGAAGACAUUUUCCAGCAAAUCGCUUCUCAAGAGGCACCAGAGGAGGCACGCCUUCGAGAUGCCGCGCGUGUGCACGGAGUGCGGACGCGGGUUCGCGAGCGUCUCGCGCCUGCUCGUGCACCAGAGGACGCACUCGGAUGAGACGCCGUACGCCUGCGGAGAGUGCGAAGCGGCCUUCCCGCUCAAGAGCUUGCUCACCGAGCACAAGAGGGCGCACCUGGGAGAGCGGCCGUUCGUGUGCGAGGAGUGCGGCAAGGGCUUCUCGCACAACUGCAGCCUGAAGCAGCACGUGGUGAUCCACACGGGCGAGAGGCCCUACGUGUGCCCCGCGUGCGGGAAGGGCUUCGCCAAGGUGUCCAACCUGAGAAGGCACCAGCGGACGCACUCGGGGGAGAAGCCGUACGCCUGCGAGGACUGCGGAAAGACGUUUUCGCUCACGUCCACGUUGAAGAACCAUCAGCGGAUACACACGGGGGAGAGGCCGUACAUCUGCAGCCACUGCGGAAGGGGCUUCGCGCAGAUCUCCAGCCUCACUGUCCACCGGACUACGCACACCGGGGAGAAGUCGUACAUGUGCCGCGAGUGCGGCAAGGGCUUUUCCCAGCUCUCCACGCUGAAGCAGCACCACAGGACGCACACGGGAGAGCGGCCGUACAUUUGCGAGGUGUGCGGCAAGGGCUUCGCGAGCAUCUCCAACCUGAAAAACCACCAGCGGACACAUACGGGAGAAAAGCCGUAUUCGUGCGAGAAGUGCGGGAAACGAUUCUCGGACGUCUCAUCCCUGAAGCACCACAGGGUGACGCACACAGGAGAGAAACCGUACGUGUGCGACGACUGCGGUAGGGGCUUCGCGCAGAUCAGCAACCUCAAAGCGCACCAGAGGAUACACGCGGACCCCUUCAGCAAGAUGGCCUACAUGUUCGUCUGCAAAGACUGCGGUAAGCGGUUCGCCAAGAUCAGCCGGCUCAAGGACCACCGGCGGACGCACACCGGCGAGAAGCCGUACACCUGCGAAGACUGCGGGAAGGCGUUUUCGUUGGUCACCACGCUGAAGAACCAUCGCAGGAUACACACGGGCGAGAGGCCCUACGUUUGCCUCGAGUGCGGACGGGCGUUCGCGCAGAACUCCACCUUGAAGAACCACCAGAAGACGCACGGAGAGAAGUCGUACGUUUGUAGCGAGUGCGGCGAGCGAUUCACAAAGAUCUCUGUCAUGAACAAGCAUAUGAAAGCUCACACUGGCUAGAGGCUAUGGAAGAUGACGAUUGAACACGUGCAGAGACAGUGGCCCUCCUCUCGUUUGUUUCCGGUCGGCACGGUCUGUUCCAUUUCGAUGGGUUUUUCAUCGUUUACAGAAAGUGUGAGGUUUGGUUGAAAUGCUCUUUCUGCUAUCAUGACACCCGGUUCACAAGACUAGGCAUUUGAAAAGAUGUGAUCUUUGUUCCUGCUGUUCUUUGAACAUUUAAUAAUAUAAAACAUCCCAAGCGUUUUUUUACGGAGAAUUCCUUUAUUCAAUGUAAUCUUUAUCCCCAUAACCUGUUUACAGAAGUAUAACACAUGAGUAUGUGUUGCAUAGCUUGAAAAUUAUUCCUUGUCUAAAGUAUAAGUGCUUUAUAACAAGUGGAUUGAUUUAAUUUUUUCUGAAGAUGUAACAAGAGCACUCAAAUCAACAAGUAUUUUUACCUAACUAUUUAGUGCAAAAACUUUUAACGUUGAUUUAAAAAAAAACUAUUUUCAAGAUGGUGACGACAGUUUUAUAGGUCACUAUUUUUCGUGGGGGUAGAAAUCCCCGUGUUGGUAAGUCACAAGAGAGCAUGCGUUGUCACCAGUACUGCUCUUAGAACCGCUGUGUACUGCUCAACCAUGUGUCGCACAUUUCUAAAGUAUUGUACAGUAUUUUGUUCCGUUAAUUAAUGACGCAUGUGACAAUGCAUCUAUUCGUCAAUUAAAAUGGAUUAAGCACGUGAAACAGAGUCGAUUCUUAAGCGCGCUAAACAUACACAGUGGGUCAAUGUCAUGUGAUUAAUGAUUUAUGAAAAACAGGUUUACUGUGAUUAAUGAUGGGUGCAAUACAAGUUAUAACAUUGGGAGCUGCCAUGGUGAAAUGGCGAGCGCACCUUGGACUUGACAUCAAGAGGUCACAAGGUCAAAUCCAUCGUAGCAAAUUGAUCAAUGGGGCAAGUUUCACGUGUGGCGAGUUAAAUUGCGGGUACUCGCAACUUUGAAUAGGCCAAAAAUACCAACCUAGUAAACAUGGGUUAUCUCAUCAAAUCUCGGGAGCUAUGAACUUUGAGCCUAGAUAGUGAGUGGGUUGACCGC